Messenger RNA from Fusarium redolens, 1591 nucleotides. RefSeq lists its product as uncharacterized. Gene Ontology annotation, biological process: secondary metabolite biosynthetic process. The record is from RefSeq and is a predicted model, not a curated record. Bases 195 to 1451 code for a protein of 418 amino acids. Gene Ontology annotation, molecular function: FAD binding. The transcript has 4 exons. Lineage: Eukaryota; Fungi; Ascomycota; Sordariomycetes; Hypocreales; Nectriaceae.
GGUCUUUCCGACCGCGCCGUGGCCGAGUGUUGUUCAGAAAAGUCCGUAGCAUGUAGAGAAAGCGAUUGACUGGUAAUAGUUGUUAUUCAUGCAAUAGUAUAUUAGUAUCUCUUGGUAUCCAUUUCAGGAGAAAAGCCUAUUAUCCUCAGACGCCUUCCAGAAUCUUAUCUUACUUGUUAAUAAUUACCAUCAAGAUGUUCAAGAUUGCUAUUAUCGGAGGCGGUAUUGGCGGACUAUUCGCAGCCUUGUCCAUUCACCAGCACUUGCCGUCGGAGGACACCCAGGUUGACGUCUAUGAACAAGCACCUGAGUACAAGGAGAUCGGCGCGGGCGUCGGUAUCGGCCCUAAUGCUGCCGCUCUGGCUGUGAAGCUAGGUUUGCGAGAGAAGCUAGCCAAGAUCACAGGUACACGGGCAGGCAUUUGGCUUUCCUUCCGACGUUUCAAUGAUGGAUCAGACGUUCAUACGGUGAAAAUCCCAGGUGAUGCCAACACACCACACUUUUCGUUACAUCGUGCAGAGUUCCUACAAGUCUUAAUCGACACUGUUCAGGAACGGGCUGCAGCUACCCUGCAUACGAAUAAACAAUGCAAAUCGUUGGAAGACCAGGGUGACGCCGUACUGCUCACCUUCGCCGAUGGCACGACGGCGUCUGCAAACCUAGUCAUUGGUGCGGAUGGUAUCCACUCGGUCAUUCGCAAGCAUUACGUUCGUGACACGCCACAGUACGGGAAUAUGGUCGUUUACCGUGGCCUCUGUAACACCGAAGAGAUUGCGGAUGAAUGGCCCCUCGACACUUACGCCACCGUUUUCAUGGCUCCCGGGAAGCAUUUCCUUACAUUCCCUAUUAGCAGCGAUAAAGUAGUGAAUGUUGUUGCCUUUGUCAUGACACCAUGGGAGGACCUGGGUGAAGUGAGGGAAAGCUGGACCCUUACAAGCGACAGGUGCGCGGUUGCAAACCACUUCAAAGAUUUCGCCCCUGCGGUUCAGCAUGUCAUCCAGAAGAUGAACACAAACCCUCUGAAGUGGGUUCUCUUUGAUAGACAGCCUUCUCCGGAAUGGGUUUUCUCCGAAGGCAAGGUGGUUCUGCUAGGAGACUCUGCACACGCUAUGUGCCCUCACCAAGGAGCUGGAGCUGGGCAGGCGCUUGAGGAUGGUUAUGUUCUUGGACGGGCUCUUCACGACUAUUUCAAGAACCUGGAAUCAACCAAGCCACGUCCCAUCGCAGAUUACCUACAUCUGUAUCAAUCUAUCAGGUACCCGCGAGCGGAAAAGGUGCAAGAGACGUCUCGACAGGCCGGAGACUUGUACGAGUUAAGAUCCCAAGAAGUUGCGGGACUCAGCUACGAAGAUAGCCUGCCGGUUGUUCGGGACCUGCUGAAAGAUCGCAUGAAAUGGAUUUGGACUGAGGAUAUAGACCAAGUGUAUGAAAAGGCGCUUAACGCGCUGUAGCAAAGGAGUGUGCUCCUACCAGGGGAUAUUUAUGCAUUUGCCUUCUUGGAAAACUGUCUCUAGUAUACUGUAGACAGUCCUUCCACAAUUGUACCAACGAUACAACCUCAAUAAUACGAAUAACCUCAUCGUUUACCAGG